AUGACGACUGCAGCGCUGCCGAAACGGAUCAUCAAGGAGACGGAGCGUCUAAUGACUGAGCCUGUUCCUGGUAUCAGCGCGGUGCCCCACGAUGACAACCUCCGAUACUUCGACGUCGAGAUCCAUGGCCCUUCAGGAUCACCAUACGAAGGAGGCGUAUUCAAGCUGGAGCUCUUCCUGACAGACGACUACCCGAUGGUGCCUCCGAAGAUCCGUUUCCUCACCAAGAUCUACCACCCAAACGUCGACAAGCUGGGCCGCAUCUGUCUCGACGUGCUCAAGAACAACUGGUCCCCAGCGCUUCAGAUUCGAACCAUCCUGCUAUCGAUCCAAGCACUCCUGGGCGCUCCCAACCCUGACGACCCGCUGGCAGCUGAUGUCGCUAAGAGCUGGAAGGAGGACGAGAACAAGGCUAUCGCAACGGCCAAGGAGUGGACCAAGAAUUACGCUACGCCGUGA
This is a messenger RNA of Anthostomella pinea, 459 nucleotides long. The record is from the annotation of a GenBank genome assembly. NCBI's taxonomy places the organism in Eukaryota, Fungi, Ascomycota, Sordariomycetes, Xylariales, Xylariaceae.